Salvelinus namaycush (lake trout) is the source of this 3139-nucleotide messenger RNA. Its product is annotated as cyclic AMP-responsive element-binding protein 1-like. The coding region runs from base 240 to 1208 and encodes 322 amino acids. Gene Ontology annotation, biological process: regulation of transcription by RNA polymerase II. The transcript is spliced from 8 exons. Gene Ontology annotation, cellular component: nucleus; ATF4-CREB1 transcription factor complex. Gene Ontology annotation, molecular function: cAMP response element binding; DNA-binding transcription factor activity, RNA polymerase II-specific; protein binding. NCBI's taxonomy places the organism in Eukaryota, Metazoa, Chordata, Actinopteri, Salmoniformes, Salmonidae. The record is from RefSeq and is a predicted model, not a curated record.
UCUUCGUGUACAUUUCGUCAUUUUCCGUUCGAAUUCGAGCCCUGUCGAUAGAACUGAUUUUCGUCGUCUCCCUCGUUCUCCGUGUUGUUGUUCAUCUCGGUGACGCGACAGAGGUGUAGCCUGACGCGGUCUCUUACGUGUCGGUCUGAAUAAAAGUGGAGCUCGGAGGACCCGGGAGUGACGAAGCGAGUCUGUGUCGGGCUCUCCAGAGUUCUCCACCCGCCAAUCCAGCCAACUAAAUGACCAUGGAAGCGGGAGCCGAUACACAGCAGGGUGGUGACACAGCUGUUUCUGAGUCUGAGGCCCAGCAGAUCACACUGGCCCAGGUGUCUAUGGCAGCAGGACAGGUCUCCUCCAGCGGCUCCACAGUCACCUUGGUGCAGCUACCCAACGGUCAGACGGUUCAGGUCCACGGGGUCAUCCAGGCCGCCCAGCCCUCGGUCAUCCAGUCGCCUCAAGUGCAGACUGUUCAGAUUUCAACAGUUGCAGAGGAUUCCCAGGACUCCCAGGAGUCGGUGGACAGUGUGACAGACUCUCAGAAGAGGAGGGAGAUUCUGUCCAGACGUCCUUCCUACAGGAAGAUCCUGAACGACCUGUCAUCUGACGUGUCUGCGGUCCCGCCGAUCGAGGAGGAGAAAUCGGAGGACGACUCGACCCCCGCCAUCACCACCGUUGCCAUGCCCACAUCAUGCCCCAUCUAUCAGACGGCCAGCGGCCAGUACAUUGCCAUCACCCAGGGCGGUGCCAUCCAACUGGCCAAUAACGGUACGGAUGGCAUGCAGGGGAUGCAGACCCUGACCAUGACCAACGCGGCAGGCACCCAGCAGGGCACCACCAUCCUGCAGUAUGCUCAGACCUCCGAUGGACAGCAAAUCCUGGUGCCCAGCAACCAGGUGGUAAUGCAAGCUGCCUCUGGAGAAGUGCAGACCUACCAGAUCCGUACGGCCAACACCAGCAGCAUGACUCCUGGGAUGGUGAUGGCCUCCUCUCCCGCCCUGUCCGGCCAGGAAGGCCCAGAGGUUGUAGUCACCCGUAAGAGGGAGGUCAGACUGAUGAAGAACAGGGAGGCGGCCCGGGAGUGUCGCCGGAAGAAGAAGGAGUACGUCAAGUGUCUGGAGAACCGUGUGGCCGUUCUGGAGAACCAAAACAAAACCCUUAUCGAGGAACUGAAGUCACUUAAAGACUUGUACUGCCACAAAUCAGAGUAGUGUCCCCCCCCCCACCCUCAUGUACAGAGACUCACCACAGAGCCAUGCAUCUGGCACCACCCUCCCCCAUUUCUAUAUUUUUCUUUUUAAAAAGCUCUACCAGUCUAUAAGACCUACAGAAAGAGGAAAAAGAACAAGGAAAACCUCACACAAUUUCUCCACUUUUUCACAAGUACCCCUUUAAAAGGAUGACAUGAGUACCCCUAAAAAGGAUGACAUGAGUACCCCUAAAAAGGAUGGCCUCAUAGGUACCCCUUAAAAGGAUGACAUGAGUACCUUCCAUCAUGAGUACCCUUAAAAGGAUAAGAUGGAGCACACACUGUUUCUCCACCAAUAGAAUGGAGCCCCUAGUGGAAUCUUUCAGUGGUAGGUAUCGUGUAUAUCCACGACACCACUGCUGCUAACUAACCAGUAGUCCCCAGUCUCAAGAUGUCAGAUACCAGGAAAACACCAGCCGUGGAGGACUAGGACCCCUCUGCCCACCAUGAACUACCCUAUACAACUAUUGAGUUUGGACCGUCACCUGGCUAGACACGUUGAAAAUGAUUUUUGAGUGCUACACUAUUCAGUAUUUAGGCUGAUGAUUGCUUUAACUCUUCUGUUACUAACACUUUGUGGACUGUAGAUCCCAACCACUGUCAGAUGAAAUGUAUUAUCUUUGAGCUUGAGUUGGGUUAUCAUGUAUUGAAUUUUUCUGCUUGCAAACUUUUGUUAUUCAGCAUUGCUAAGUCGGGAAAACACAUCUAUCUGGUGGCUGUUUUGGGGAGGGGUAGGAGAUGGAUUGUGGGUGGAUUGUCUGCAUCAACUAACAGGCAUUAAAAGUUAACCUCAGCGGUAUGACGUAGAUGCAGAAUGUAAACAGCAUAGUGGGUCAAUUUCCACAACAAAGAGCGUUGAAGCGAGAGGCUCAACUUCUCUGCUGUUUUGGUGCCGUGGCAACCACUACAACGUGAAGCGAACCUGUGCACAUGCGCAGAUACUGUGUGAGAGCAAAGUGUUGCAUCUCGCUCAUCUCAAUAUCUCCGGUGCAAAGUCAUUUCGCUGAGUACCUUUUUAAAGAGUUGUGCUAAUGUCAACUGAGCUACCACACAGCUGACAGGAGGAGUUGUGAAAUAUGACUAAAGGGUAGACUAUGGGUGUAUAGUGUGCUUUUAGGCAUUCAUGUAAUGUAUACAAUGUCUGAGGCAGUGUGUGUGUGUGUUUGAGUCUCCUUGUUUGUUUCUCCAUGGCCUGAACAGGCGUAAGGCAUAAUCAUAUUGGAGGAUAUCCUAACUUCCACUUAACUUAAUCAUCAUGCAUUGACGGCAAUGGGAUUAUAGAGUGAAAGUUAGGAUUAGCCCCACAAUCACACUUUUUCAUCUGUUGUGCCUCAAACACUUCUGAUAGGACAAGGGAAGAAGCAUUUUCUAUCAUGUAGUUAAAAGGGAUAGUUUGCUUGGAUCUGCAGUGAUGUCGUAGACUUCGAUUUCUGGGAUCCAUCGCUGACAUUUAGACUGACAACUCAGUCAACAAACGUGGGAUUACACCAGAGAUGCGUUCAGCAGCUCACAACAAUGUGGAACAGAUAAAAAUGUUCAGCUAGAACUGUUUUGUAGAACAGACAUGCCUUUCUGACAUGUAAAAUAAGGAUUCAUGUCAGCUCUAUUCACUAUAUUUCUAUCUGCAAUGUUCCAUAACAUUUGCUCACUGAACCCGGUCUUCUGUUUGAUUGGAUAACGGAAUGCCAUAUUGUAUUAUUUUGUUUUUACGUAGCCAUCUGUCAUAAAUAACAUAUAUGCAUCUUAUUUUUAAAACACUUGCCAUUUCUGUUCAUAUUUUGUAAACAUUGUAUUUCUUAAUGUCAGCAUUCACUUGUAUGAAAAAAGCAAAACAAUUAUAUUACAGAUUCUACUAUUUGUUUUUGGCAGCUGUUAAUAAAUGUGUUUCUGGUA